This is a messenger RNA of Rosa chinensis, 1969 nucleotides long. RefSeq lists its product as uncharacterized. The coding region runs from base 239 to 772 and encodes 177 amino acids. The transcript has 2 exons. NCBI's taxonomy places the organism in Eukaryota, Viridiplantae, Streptophyta, Magnoliopsida, Rosales, Rosaceae. The record is from RefSeq and is a predicted model, not a curated record.
AAAUUAAUGUCUCACUUUUAAAUAUUAAUUCUCAAACUGUCGAUUGGGGCCCAGAAGAAAACGAAAACAAAAGUGAGCCCAUUGAAUCAUUGAUGACGACUACACCAAAGUUAGAUGGUCUAGGCCCAGAACAGAGACCCAGUAAACGUUAAUUUAGAGUGUAUAAAUUAAAACCCUAUCUACUGUCCAAUUCUGAACCCUGAAUCCUAAAUCUUCAAACUCUCUCUACGCCUCCAGUAUGAUUGUCUAUCUGCAACCAAUAUCCGAUCUCGACCUGAACCCUGCCCAACUGAAAACUCUACGUACUAAACUCAAGCACCUCAUCCGGCAAGGUCGCUAUGUCGAGUUUGAAUCAUCAUCACGGAAGUUGUUGGCAAAACAUGGAUUAAUUAGGAGCAAAGGAGAAGCACCGAAUGCUCCUGACAACAGCCACCGUGGCUGCGGCCGUAGCGCAACUGGUGAAGGUUUAACUGACAGUCCUCCUUUACCAAAGGGCCAUGGUUAUAUUUCUUUGGGAACCAUGGUGGAUAAGCAUGGUAAUGUCUCUGAAAUACCUUCUAGCCGUUCUGCUCUCAUGUAUUGUGGUCUUUGUUGUAAAGAAGGAGACCACUGGACACGAAAUUGUCCAGACUGGCAUCGACCAGAACCAGAACCAGCAUCUGCUGUUCAGACCAAGAGAAAAGAAUCAAAAUCAGUUGUUCAGACACAGAGAAAGAAAAAAUCAAAAUCCGCUGCUGGCACCAACAACAGCUCAUAUGAGACCAAAGAAUGAUGAGAACUGUCCGUCUUUGUGAGCCAUGUUUUCUGAGAAGACUACUGGUGCGAAGAGAACAAUUAGUCUUUUAAACUGUCUUUAAAUGUCAUAUGCAUAGUGGGAAACUUGUUUACUUUACUGUCAUUAUAACUAGGAAAGUGUUGUCGUGUUUUUUUGUUCAUUUUUUAAGGAUUUUGUCCGUCAACAGUUAAAAUAAUGAUGGGAUUGCGGUCUCCGAUUGACUUGCAUGCAGUUGAAAGUUUUUGUGAAAAGGUCGUCUUUUUUGGUGGGGAAAUUAUUUCCAAAGCCAUCGAUGAGAUGGUGGUGAAAUUUUUAGAAAAAUCUGUGAAGGGACUCUUGGCCUGAGGGAGGGUAAUGCAUCAAGCCAUAAAUUGUUCUGUUUUGACAGGGUAGCUAAUCUAUGGAUUUAACCGAGUGAUUUUAUGCUUGGACUGUGUUUUAUUAUGUCUUUGGAACGUACUGCUCCUAAAAGCUUCUCAAAGUGACUUUGAUACCAGAAAUCAAAGGCAACAAUGAUGUGUGUACAAGGUACCAGAUUACAUGACCAACAUUACGACAGAAUCUGUUCAUUCAGACAGUUUGAUAUGUGAUAGAAUUGUAAGGAAGAUUGAAGAAGAUGAUGAAAAAACCAGAAAAGAGAGAGAGCUUCGUAUAUUGUCAAUCUCUAUUCUAUCUUAGAUUAGUUGUGGUAACAUACAUAAUUAUAAAUAGGAUCUAAACAUACACUUUAUGUGCAAGAGACGCAAAUUUUGAGCGCAAAAAAAACAAUAUACAGAGAAAUUAACAGGGCUCGUGGAGAUGUAGUGGCGAUCUUUGAGAUCAAUCAAGUAUGGAGAGAUUAGCUCCUAUGGAACAGGACAAGGAAGAAGUACAUGACUUGUAUGAGUUGUAUCCAACUAGCAGUCUUUCGCACACAAUACAGUUCACGACGUCAUGCAGACAUGCACUCACGCAGAACGUGCUCUGUUCGAUCUCCUCCGAACUCCUCCGACUGCCGAUUUCUCAUCUCCCGCGCCUCCGACGGAUUCAUCGAGCUGUGGGGCCCAACCACCGGGCAACUCGAUCAACACAUUUGACCUUCAAUACCAGAGCCGGCCCUGAGGGCUGCAGCCUGAGGCCGCCGCCUCAGACCACCGGUCUCCGGCGGGCCUCCAACAGUUUUUUUUUUUUUUGUAUAUUUGUAGUUCAGCGAGC